Molecule: messenger RNA, 1179 nt
Organism: Caenorhabditis remanei
Lineage: Eukaryota; Metazoa; Nematoda; Chromadorea; Rhabditida; Rhabditidae
Exons: 3
Coding region: 1-1179 (392 amino acids)
Biological process (GO): transsulfuration
Cellular component (GO): cytoplasm
Molecular function (GO): cystathionine gamma-lyase activity; pyridoxal phosphate binding
Source: RefSeq, a predicted model, not a curated record
AUGUCUACUUUCCCACAUUUCGGAACUGCUGCUAUCCACGUUGGACAAGAACCAGAACAAUGGGAUAUGAAUCAGGUUGUCCCACCAAUCAGCAUGUCCUCAACCUACAAACAAGAUCAACCAGGAGAACCAAAAGGACACGAUUACUCUCGUGCUGGAAAUCCAACUCGUGAUGUUCUUCAGAAGAAUUUGGCUGCUCUAGAAGAUGCCAAGCACUGCCAGGUGUUUGCCUCUGGACUCGCUGCCACCUCUGCCAUCAUUAAUCUUUUGAAAACCGGAGAUCACAUUGUCUGCUCUGAUGACGUUUAUGGAGGAACUCAAAGAUAUAUUCGUCGUGUUGCCGUUCCAAAUCACGGAUUGGAAGUCGAUUCAGUUGAUUUGACUGAUGUUAAGAAUUUGGAGAAGGCAAUCAAGCCAAACACCAAGAUGGUUUGGUUCGAGUCCCCAUCGAAUCCACUUCUGAAAGUUGUUGAUAUUGCCGCAGUCGUUCAAGUUGCCAAGAAGGCGAAUCCAGAAAUCUUCGUAGUUGUUGACAACACCUUCAUGUCUCCAUAUUUCCAACGUCCAAUUUCUCUUGGAGCUGACGUCGUUGUUCACUCGAUUACAAAGUACAUCAAUGGACAUUCUGAUGUUGUAAUGGGAGCUGUUAUCACUGAUAAUGAUGAAUUCCAACAACAUCUUUUCUUCAUGCAAUUAGCCGUCGGAGCAGUCCCAUCCCCAUUCGAUUGUUUCCUUGUGAACCGUGGACUCAAGACUCUUCAUAUCAGAAUGAGAGCUCAUUAUGAGAAUGCAUUGGCUGUAGCCAAGUAUCUUGAAGCCAAUGAUCGUAUCGAAUCAGUCCUUUAUCCAGCACUUGAAUCUCAUCCACAACACCAAGUUCAUCAAAAACAAACGAAAGGAAUGUCUGGAAUGAUUUCAUUCUAUUUGAAGGGAGAACUCCAACAGAGUCGUUCAUUUUUGUCUGCUCUCAAAGUAUUCACAUUGGCUGAAUCUCUCGGAGGAUAUGAAUCACUUGCUGAACUUCCAUCCAUUAUGACUCAUGCUUCAGUGCCUGCUGAAACUCGUGCUGUUCUUGGAAUCACUGACAAUCUCAUUCGUAUUUCUGUCGGAAUUGAGGAUCUCGAUGAUUUGAUUGCUGAUUUGGAUCAAGCUCUGAAAAUUGCCAUCCCAAAAGUCUAA